AUGGGCGAAUGCAACCUACUUAAUAAGCCCCAUAUAUCUUUUUGCGUCACGAUGUAUAUGACCUUUGUUAUGAUUCCUGUUUAUACUUUCUUCUUCAGUUUCGUUUUACAACUUCAUCUGCAUACACAGUCACCCUUGAAGUCAUUUAUGGUGUUGUCUAGACUUCUUUCUCUAGAUGACAAAAGUAUGGGGCGGCUGAUAUCCAGUAUAUACAUCCUCUUAUUCAUUUUCAUUAUGGGCAGGUCAAUUACGCCCCCCGGUGUCCUUUCGUCGGACUUCUGUGACACCGUCCCCUGGUGA
Aspergillus puulaauensis is the source of this 300-nucleotide messenger RNA. RefSeq lists its product as uncharacterized. NCBI's taxonomy places the organism in Eukaryota, Fungi, Ascomycota, Eurotiomycetes, Eurotiales, Aspergillaceae. The transcript has a single exon. The record is from RefSeq and is a predicted model, not a curated record. The coding region runs from base 1 to 300 and encodes 99 amino acids.